AAGUGUAGACAAAGAAAAAAUCUAUGUGAAGGUCACUGUUUCUCGACCGCCAUUCUUGGUAUGGGUUGUGUACCAAACCGAACGUACCCUGUAACCGAGACCCACCCCUGCUUAGCGCAGUGGAGAAUAAACAGACUAGAAGUCAUCUGCAAAUUUACAGUACACCAAAUAAUCGACUUUAGCCGUCUUCUCACAGCGAGGCACUGCUCAGGUACACUCGGGCCAUGAUGAAGAGGUGGCGCCAGGUGGCUUUUGUGUGGUUUUUCCUUGUGUUUCUCCUAAGCACUCAGUCCACAUGGGCCAAGAGAGGGGGCACCAGCAGCGGCGGCCGCAAAUCCACAUCAUCUUGGAGUAAUCGGGGCGGGACAAAUUCCAAACCGUCCAGCUCUAAUCCUGGAAGCUCUUCCAAUCGGAACACCAAUCCGUACCCCUCUGGUGGAAGUUACCCAGGGGUGGGCAACAGAAACACAGGAGGAGGUAAUCCCAGACAACCAAGUAACCCAGCAGCCGGUAAUUAUCCCAACCAGUCUCCAGGGCGAACCAAUCCUGGGGGUUAUCCGAACCAGAACCCGGGAGGUGGUUAUCCAAACCAGAACCCCGCGGGUGGUUAUCCAAACCAGAACCCUGCGGGUGGCUAUCCAGCCGCUGGCGGAUACCCCAACCAGAACCCUGGAAGAGGUAGUACCAACCAAGGAUAUCCCAACCAGAACCCGGCUGGAGGAUACCCAGCAGGAGGCAGCUAUCCCAACCAGAACCCCGGAAGAGGUAGUACCAACCAAGGAUAUCCCAACCAGAACCCGGCUGGAGGGUACCCAGCUGCUGGAGGGGGCUACCCAAACAGGGGUGGCUACCCAGCCGGAGGGAGCUAUCCAGCUGGAGGGAGCUAUCCAGGUGCCGGAGGAGGCUAUCCAAAUAGGGGUGGCUACCCAGCUGGAGGGUACCCAGCUGGAGGGUACCCAGCUGGAGGGGGCUACCCAAACAGGGGUGGCUACCCAGUUGGAGGAGGCUACCCAGCUCCCGGAGGCUACCCAGCUGCAGGAGGUUACCCAAACAGGGGUGGCUACCCAGCCGCAGGUGGGCAGGGGUGGGGUUACCCUCAAGGUAACCCAAAUAAUAAGAUCCUGAGCCCCCACAUUGGGGGAGGCGCUUAUGGAUACGGUGGCCACGGGAUGGGAGGGUCACCAUUCUCUCAGUCGGUCCAGAGGAUGGGCUAUAAACCCAAAUCUAGUGGUUUUGCCAAGAAGGCCAUAAUGGCAGCCGGCGUCGGCGCCGUUGCCGGUAUGGCCGUCGGGUACGGACUCGGGCGCUUCCCUCGACCGCACUUCUCCUUCCGUAAUCCCGAAGAGGAGUACUACUACAACAAUUACAUGUACCGCCGUUACGGCUCACGCUCCACCGACGAGAAGGACUAUGGCCGCGACUACGUCUAUAAAAUGCCCCCGCGGGCGGAAACGUACGAUGCCUUCAUGGGGAAAUGCAUGAACAGGACGGACCUCCUGAAAGACAAGGGCAACAGCUCAUCCACACCUCAAGAAGAUGACGACACGGUGAGCAUUGAGGAAAUAGGCUACCCGUCGCUUGUGGAGCAGAUGAAGGCGCGGCGCUGUGUGGAAGAGUACAUGGCCUACUCGGAGAGCUUCCUGCAGGAGCGCAAACCCGAACAGCAGGUCCAGUGGAGUCGCAGCAGUCCUCUGAGCUUCUGGGCGCCACAGCUUUUCCCGUCUCUGCUGAUGCUCCUGUCCAGCAUGCUCCUGCUCCAGUAAGGACUUUUAGCCCUCCAUCAUAGUACAGUAUAGCUGCACGUGUAAACACUAAUGCUGAUACCCUUAGCAACCUCCUUGAAUGUGGCUCAUAUUUAGUCAAUCAAUACUAACAUAAUGACAAGUACUGUGUAGAACAAGCCGGGAUUCUCAAACUGUGGUACGAGUACAACUGGUGGUACGCUGGAACUAAAGAUUUUUUUAAUCUCAAACUGUGGUACGAGUACAACUGGUGGUACGCUGGAACUAAAGAUUUUUUAAAAAGUAAAAAUACAAAUUUAUAUCAACAAAAUAAUCCUAAAAAUGCAAAUUCUGUGAAAUGCAAUUUUGUAUUCAACUUUCAAGCCACAUUUAAUUUAACACGGCGAGUACCGCUAGCAAAAACAGUUCCUGAAGUGAUACUUGUGUGCAAAAAGUUUGAGAACCACUGGUCGAAGUCCUUUUUAUUUGCACUCCAUAUUGUUGAGCACUGAAUUCCUCCAUGUAUAUAUAUAUAUAUAUAUAUAUAUAUAUGUAUGUAUCUACAUAUAUAUACAGGGGGUCCCCAAAAAAACAUAUACACACUUUAAAUCAUUAUAAACUAGUUGUUUGUUAUGAUUCGUUCAGUCUACAAAAUGCAAUAGAAUUUAAUUAACCUGAUUUUAAUGUUUUCGGAUGUUCAUUCUGGUCCAGACACUGCUGACAACACAAAGCAAUGGAAUUAGCAAUUGGCUGUAUCAAAUGAUAAUAAUGUAAUAUGUAUGUAAGUAAUAACAAUGUAAUAACAUUGUAAUAACAAUGUGCAAGCAAGCAAGCAAAGCUGCGUUACAUCACUGCCCACCCCAUUGGUAAUCGGCAUUCAAAUGUAUGAAGGAGUAUUUGGUAUAAAAUGUAAAAUUAUGAGAAAAAAGGUCGUAAAAUGAAAUUGUAACAAAGAAAAUCCAAGAAUUGUACAAGAUUGAAAUUGACAUUUUUUUUCUUGUAAUAUUAUGACUUAAUUCCUGAAAUGCAAGUGUAAUGAUAAUUAUAUAUAUAAAAUCGUAUGUUAAAAUACUUGUAAUAUUACUCCCCCCCUCCCCCUCCUGGACUAUUUCAACUUUAAUGACAACCUUUUUUAAUAGUUUGACUUGAGUGUUUUUCUCUUAAUUGUAUGAUUAUAUUCUAAGAUUGACUAUUUAAUAACUCGUCAAUGUGUAAUGACGACUUUUUUCACAUAAUAUUACAAAAUUUUUCUCAAUAAAUUUCACAAUAAAUAGACUUUAUUGUGCUGAAAUUAUGACUUUUUUUCCACAUUCUUGAAUUUUACAUUUUUCUUGUGUUUUUGCGCUUCAUUGUUACAAAGUUGGGAUUUUCUGCUUGUAAUAAGAAGAAAAAUGAGUCCAGCCUUUUUUCUCUCAUACAUUUAUGACUUUAUUCUUGUAAUAUAAUCACUUUAUUUCCAUAAAUAUUUUUUCAAAUCACUCAUUAUAAUAAAAAUCUGGUAAAAUGAUGACUUUUCCCAUUUUUUUCUUGGAAUACUACUUUAUCCUUGUAAAAUGACAAACAUGUUUUAGCGCAGUUAGGUUAGUUUUUACCAUCUGCACUUCUCACAGCAACUGUUUUUAUUGCUCAUAUUGUUUAAAUGCAUAUUGAAUAUUGUAAGGUAUUUUGUACAGUUUUAUAAUUGAACUGUACUAUACAAUUCAUACUUCAAAGUAGGGACGCUCCUAUCAAAAUGUAACUAGGUGGGUUAACCCAGAUGCACCCUCAGUGGCUGGAGAGAAACUUUGUUCUUUUCCUAGCUGCAGCUUGCAAAGUACGCACGUAAAGGUUUGAUGGUCAACCACACUGGCCUCAAGGUGUGCCGUUUCGUUGGCAACCCAACGCGACACCAAAUAUUGAUCGGUGGACAAUGGACCAGAGCAUCCCUACUUCAUAUUCCCAAGUACCAGCUCAUUGUAAUUAAAAGUACACUGGUGAUAAAUGGGCUAACAUUUGUUCUGUCCCUUCUAUGUUAAAUGCACUUUGUAAACAUGUUGUUUCUUGAGAAUAUAUACACUGACAGAAUAUUCAUCUUUUCAUUUCAGUUCUGUACUCGUAUGAAUACAUAAUCCAUCAUCUCGAAAUCAUACUCUGAAUUUUCUAACAUGCUUGUGUUUUAGUUAUGGAAUCAAGUGCACUUGUUGAAUAUUCUGGAAUGACACGUUAAGUUCAUCAUGUGUGUGACUUCUCCCUGCAAGUGAUACAACCUCUAUAUGGUGUAUUAUUAUGUGCGGUCAAAUGUGUUACGUGAUCAAUAAAUUCUGCGAGAAAGCAA
This is a messenger RNA of Doryrhamphus excisus (bluestripe pipefish), 4035 nucleotides long. RefSeq lists its product as uncharacterized. The record is from RefSeq and is a predicted model, not a curated record. Gene Ontology annotation, biological process: protein homooligomerization. Gene Ontology annotation, cellular component: membrane. Lineage: Eukaryota; Metazoa; Chordata; Actinopteri; Syngnathiformes; Syngnathidae.